Molecule: messenger RNA, 784 nt
Organism: Triticum aestivum (bread wheat)
Lineage: Eukaryota; Viridiplantae; Streptophyta; Magnoliopsida; Poales; Poaceae
Exons: 1
Coding region: 33-392 (119 amino acids)
Source: RefSeq, a predicted model, not a curated record
CUGCCCCUGCGCCCUCGUCCCCUCCGCUAUAUAUGCCAUCCCCGGCACCGGCCACUCAAAAUCCCCAGACUUUCCAAGCCCAAAAUCCCACCUCUCUCCGAUCCCCCCUUCUUCCUCCUCUAGUUUCGUUUCUUGCGGCCGAGGGGAUCGUCGAUCGAUCCAUGGCAACAAUGGGCGUGGGCGGAGCUGUGAAGAUGAUCUGCGGGACGAAGGUGGAGCGGGUGGUGGGCACGGGCAAGGCGCCCGGCGCGUGCCCAUCCUGCGGCGGCCCCGUGGUUGCCACCGACGUGGAGAGCGAGCGGCGCAUCCUGUGCCUCCCGCUGUGCCUCAAGAGCAAGCGCAAGUACUCCUGCACCAGGUGCUUCCGCCGCCUCGUCACCGUCUACAGCUAGCUCGAGCUUCUUCUAGUACCGAUCCAUCCAUGGAUCUAUCGAUCGACUAGCGACGUACGGAGGCAACCAGAUAAUCCGCUCGAGUUCUUUGGUUCUUCUCGGCCCUAGAGUAGCUUGCGAGCCUGGCUAAUGUAAUGUAAUGGUGACUCUGUGUUGAUUCUUCUGGUUUCUAGGGAGUACUCCUAGUAGCUAAAUCUAAGCUAAUUUGGUGGGCGUGCAUCGCGUGAAGCGCUGCAAAACUGGCACUCUGCUGUAUCUUGCAGUAAGCUCCCUGUCAAUGGUGGCGGGGCACCUCCGCUUUAAUGCACCGGCCAGUAUUGGAAAUUUGUAGCAAUGCGCUUCCUUCAUUAAGAUGGUAAUUAACGUACUGAUGGGACCAUCAUGGACACGCA